This is a messenger RNA of Actinia tenebrosa (Australian red waratah sea anemone), 4326 nucleotides long. RefSeq lists its product as uncharacterized. Lineage: Eukaryota; Metazoa; Cnidaria; Anthozoa; Actiniaria; Actiniidae. The record is from RefSeq and is a predicted model, not a curated record. Gene Ontology annotation, molecular function: zinc ion binding; nucleic acid binding. Gene Ontology annotation, biological process: DNA integration.
AUGAGCAGUGGAAGGUGUUUUAUUUGUCUAAGGAGGGGUCAUGUUAGCAAGGAAUGUAGAUCCAAGGGGAACUGUAACAAGUGUAAGGGACUUCAUCACAUCAGCAUAUGUAACCAAGGAAGUAAUAUUGAACAAUCAGUAUCACAAGCACCAGGCAAACCUACAGCUACACAGAGCAUUCCAGGAAACAACUCGAAUCUCAAGAAUACYCCAUCUACACAACUGUAUGACAAUACGAGAACUCCAAUAUUGCUUCAAACAGCCCAAGCUCAAGUUUCAAGAUCAGACUCAACUGUAAGUAUGAAUGUUAGAAUUAUUCUGGAUGGGGGGAGUCAAAGAUCAUAUGUCAGUAACAAGGUAAAGUCAGCCUUGAAUCUACCAGUUGAACACACAGAAUCUAUGCUUAUUCAAGCCUUUGGUACAACAAGUGAGAAACCUAUUGACUGUCCUGUGGUUAAGCUUAAUCUUAAAACCCAGGAUGGGGAGAAUAUCAAGGUAGCAGCAUAUUCUGUCCCCUUUAUUUGCACUCCUGUUGUUAGACAAACAGUGUUAGAAGCCCAAGAAAGAUAUGAUCACCUAGCCAACUUGAAAUUAGCAGAUCCCAUUGCUGGUGACCAAGAUGCGGAGAUUGAUAUUCUUAUUGGAUCUGAUCAGUAUUGGAAACUAGUGACAGGGUGUGUGGUUAAAGGGGAGAGUGKUCCAAUAGCACUACAUACCAAACUGGGAUGGGUCCUUUCUGGAYCCAUGGAAGAAGAUGCCCAACAUGACACAGGUGCCACAUUAAACCUUGUAACACAGACUCAUGCCCUAAGAACCAGUAAUAUCAAUUGUGAUCUCAGAACCUUCUGGGACUUAGAAACAUUGGGCAUUACACAACCAGAAAAAUCAGUGUACGAUGAGUUUGUUGAUACCAUCUCAUUCAAGGAAGGACGAUAUGAAGUGCACUUACCCUGGAAGGAUCCAAGACCAGCCCUUCCAGACAAUUAUGAACUCAGUCUAACGCGUUUGAAUGGAUUACUCACACGACUACGACAAGAACCUGAUAUGCUGCUAGAAUAUGACGCUGUCAUCAAAGAUCAGGUAGAGAGAGGAAUUGUUGGGGUGGUGGAUAAGUCAGAACCUUGUGAAGAAGGUAAGGUCCAUUACUUACCCCAUCAUCCAGUUGUAAGGAAGGACAAAAGUACAACAAAGUUGCGAGUUGUUUAUGAUGCCUCAUGCAAGUCAACGGGUCCUUCCCUAAAUGUUUGUCUUUACACUGGUCCUGCUAUGUCACAGAAGAUAAUGGACAUCAUUCUGAGAUUCAGAUCUUACAAGGUAGCUUUAGCUGGUGAUAUAGAGAAGGCAUUUCUGAACAUAUCUGUAAUCAAGGAAAAUAGAGAUGUUUUAAGAUUUCUUUGGAUUGACGAUGUCACUAAAGACACUCCCAACGUAGUGGUCUUACGAUUCACUAGAGUUGUAUUUGGAGUAACUUCGAGCCCAUUUCUACUAAAUGCAACUCUAAACUUUCAUUUGGAACGGUACAGAAAACAAGAUCCAGACUUCGUGGACACUAUGAYGCGUGCAACCUAUGUAGAUGAUGUUAGCACAGGAGCUGAGAAAGUAGAGCAGGCGUAUGAACUCUACUUGAAAUCUAAGGUCAGACUAGCUGAAGGAGGAUUUAAUCUUAGAAAGUUCAUUUCCAACUCUGCAGAAUUAAGGCAGCGAAUAGAAGACAAUGAAGCARGCAUAGAGGAGUGCAUGAAUUCAUCCCCUACAUCAGAGUUGCACCACUCAAACAUUGACACCCACGGUGAGGAACAAACCCCUAACAAGUCUAAUGGCAGUACAACAAUCCACAAGAUCCUAGGAGUACAGUGGAACUUUAAGGAAGAUCAAUUCAUUUAUGAUCUGAACUCUCUAGGAAUGUAUGCCAAUGGCCUUGAGCCUACUAAGAGAAACGUUGCGGCUGAUGCUGCAAAAUUCUACGACCCUAUUGGAUUCUUAUCUCCAGUCACUCUACAAAUAAAGAUACUUUUACAAGAUAUAUGCACUACAAAGGUUGGUUGGGAUGAAGAGUUGAAUGAUGAAUUGAAACAAAGAUGGAGGAAAAUAGUUGAAACAUUACGGAACUCGGAGCCUAUUCUGUUAGACCGUUGCUAUUUUGGUGAGAUCAAGGAGCAGGUUUUGUCUUGCAACUACCAUGGAUUCUGCGAUGCUUCAAAUAAGGCGUACGCAGCCGUAGUGUACUUACAAGUUAGGACCACCACUGGUACUUAUGUCAGGUUUGUAGGAUCUAAAACAAGAGUAGCUCCGUUGGACACACAGUCCACUCCCCGGUUAGAACUUUUGUCAGCACUGAUCAUAGCAAGACUCAUCACGACUAUAAUCAAGGCAUUGGAGAGCGAAGUUCCAGCAGAUAGCAUUACCUGUUGGAGUGACUCGACAGUAGCUCUCUAUUGGAUAACACAAGUUGAUAAGGAAUGGAAACAGUUCGUUCAAAAUAGAGUUCGUGAAAUAAGAACACCUGUAUCCGCACCCUCUUGGAAGCACUGUCCGUGUAUUGAAAACCCCGCAGAUAUUCCAUCACGUGGAAUGAGCGCACCAGAAUUAUCAUCUUGCUCAACUUGGCGUCAUGGUCCGGAAUGGCUGAGCGAACCCAGUCAAGAACCUAGUCAAGACAAGGACUCAUCGAUGGAACCACCAGCUGAAUGCUUUGACGAAAUGACAGUUACGAAGCAAGUUAAGCAGGUUGUACUAGUAACUGCGGAAGAACAACCAAAGUGCAUGAAUGAUGUUAUCAAAUGUGAGAGGUUCAGCAGCCUCCAAAGACUCUUACGAGUUACAGCCAUGGUCAUCAAGUUUGUCAGGAUCCUUCAAUCAAGAAUGAAGGUCAGAAAGAAGGAACAAGGAUCAACUAGAGUUCUUAGGUCAACGUCUAAAGAGAUCAGAAAGGAUGAAGAAGUGAAGGACAUCACAAAGACUGAUCUGAAGGAAGCAGAGCUACUUUGGAUUAGGGAAGCACAAGGCAACAUGUCAAGGAAUCAUCGGUUUAAGUACUGGAAACAAGAAUUCGGAGUAUUCACUGAUGAAGAUGGAAUCCUGCGAUGCGAAGGAAGAAUAUCCAAUGCAAACCUACCUUACGGAACUAAGCACCCAAUACUAUUGGAUGCUAAUCAUGAAUUCUCAGCGCUUCUAAUAAGGGAUUAUCACUCGAGGGUGAUGCAUAAUGGAGUAAAGGACACUCUCACAGAACUGAGAGCAAGAUUCUGGUUGAUCAAGGGAAGGCACACAGUGAGAAAGGUUAUCCAUGGUUGCGUUGUUUGCCGUAAGUUCGAAGGGAGACCCUACAACGCACCUUUAUCGCCGUCACUUCCAGAGUCAAGAAUCAAGGAAUCACCACCAUUCACCUUCACUGGAAUCGAUUUUGCAGUACCCUUUCAUGUAAGUGAAGGAAAGAAGAAACCAAGUUACAAGGUAUGGAUUUGUCUCUGCACGUGCUGUGUGACAAGAGCCUUACAUUUGGAUGUUGUACCAAAUAUGACGCCAGAAGCCUUCAUGAGAAGCUUAAGACGAUUUACAGCCAGACGAGGUCUACCAUCAAAAAUUAUAUCAGAUAACGGAACCACCUUCCAAGCCGCAAGCAAGAUGAUAACAACAUUAAUGAAUGACUCUAAAGUACGCCGAUAUUUGGCAGAACAAAGAAUUGAAUGGUUAUUCAAUUUGCCAAGGGCCCCUUGGUGGGGAGGAGUCUUCGAAAGACUAGUGAAGUCUACCAAGAGAUGUUUAAAGAAAACAUUGGGUAGAGCAAGUCUCACAUAUGAAAAACUGCUCACUACAGUGAUCGAGGUUGAGGCGAUACUCAACUCUAGACCAUUAUCGUAUGUGACAGUUGAUGACAUGGCAGAACCGCUGACGCCGUUUCACUUACUUUGUGGUCGAAGAUUAUUAAACCUUCCAGAUGCGAAUGUGAUGACAAGCCUGGACUCCGCCGUCCAUGAACAAGACUUGAACAAGAGAAUGAAACACCUGAGCAAUUUGAUGGACCAUUUCUGGCUCAGGUGGCGAAACGAGUAUCUACUGGAGCUGAGAGAAAUACACCGUCACUCUGCAAGGAAAAGGGGUAAAGCAGACACCCCAAGGAACGGUGAUGUUGUUAUCGUUCGGGAUGAUGAGCAGCCUCGAGGAUUCUGGAGACUCGGCAGAAUAGAGAAGCUCAUCGCUGGAGCUGACAACCAGAUCCGUGGAGCAGUCGUUAGAGUCAAGUCAAAGAAGAGAGCACCAUCUGUCUUAAAGAGGCCGUUACAGAAGUUGUACCCCUUAGAGAUAAACGACAAGGAAGAAGAAUGA